Molecule: messenger RNA, 1608 nt
Organism: Melanaphis sacchari
Lineage: Eukaryota; Metazoa; Arthropoda; Insecta; Hemiptera; Aphididae
Gene: Bap55
Product: actin-like protein 6B
Exons: 5
Coding region: 182-1471 (429 amino acids)
Biological process (GO): nervous system development; regulation of transcription by RNA polymerase II
Cellular component (GO): NuA4 histone acetyltransferase complex; SWI/SNF complex
Molecular function (GO): chromatin binding
Source: RefSeq, a predicted model, not a curated record
AAUAUAAUAUAGUUAUUAAGUGCUUAUUAAUAAUUACUAUUUUAAUUAAUUUCAUCUAAUUAUUUUCACGGUAUGAGACUACAUUAUUUCAAUUCAAAUUCAGUAUAAUAUAUUUAAAUUUUUAUAGAAAUAAUUUAUUAUUGAAAAUUAGUGUUGUACAAUAUUCAUACUAAAAUUAAACAUGAAUAGCGGCAUGCUAUAUGGUGGAGACGAAAUCGGGGCUUUGGUGUUCGACUUGGGAUCACAGUCGUUUCGUAUCGGUUAUGCCCAAGAAGAUACACCAAAAGCAGAAAUACCAGCAGUGGUUGGUGUCUCGAGCGAUGGAACAGCAGACACUAGUAUGUUAGAACCUGGCGCUAAACAAGGCAAUCGCAUCAAUGAAAACACGAAACAUUUCAUCGACAUUAACUCAUUAUGUGUCCCUCGAAAAGGUAUGGAAGUAGUAAGCUAUAUGAAAGAUGGUAUGAUCGACGAUUGGGAUUUGUUUGAAAAAAUAUUGGAUUAUUCUUACUCAAAGUGCUUACAAACAGAAUCACAAUAUCAUCCAGUAUUAUUUACUGAGUCUCCAUUAAAUAUUAGAUCUAAAAGAGAAAAAUUGGUUGAGUUAAUGUUUGAAAAGUAUAAUGUGCCAGCUACUUUUCUGGGCAAAAAUGCUGUAUUAGCUGCAUUCUCUUGUGGUCGUUCUACUGGUAUUGUGGUAGACAGCGGAGCAACUCACACUUCAGCCAUUCCUGUUCAUGAUGGUUAUGUUAUACCAAGUGCUAUUGUUAAAUCUCCAUUAGGUGGAGACUUCAUUAGUAUGCAAUGUAGACAGUUCCUUAAAGAGAAUGACAUUGAAGUGGUUCCACAUUAUAUGGUAGCACAGAAAGAACAAGUAAAAGAAAAAGAAAAGCCAGUGUGGACAAAGAAACAUACACUUCCUGAAGUAACAACUUCAUGGCAUAAUUAUAUGUGUAAAGCAGUUAUUCAGGACUUAAAGCAUUCUAUAUUGCAAGUAUCUGAAAGUCCAUAUGAUGAGAGAAUAAUAUCAGCUCUUCCAACUUCUCAUUUUGAGUUUCCUAAUGGCUAUAAUCAGGAAUUUGGCAAUGAAAGAUUUAAAAUACCAGAAGCUUUGUUUGAUCCGAGUGCUAGUAUGGGUGGUUCCAUGUUGGGCGUGAGUCAUAUUGUUACCACAAGUGUUGGAAUGUGUGAUGUGGAUGUAAGACCAGCAUUAUACAACAAUGUUAUUGUUACUGGAGGAAAUUCAUUUUUACAAGGUUUCCCUGAAAGAUUAAACAGAGAUCUUUCUGCUCGUAUACCAGCUAGUAUGAGAUUAAAAUUGAUUGCGCCUAAUGGAUCCACUGAAAGAAGAUUUGGUGCUUGGAUUGGUGGUUCAAUAUUGGCAUCAAUUGGAACUUUUCAACAAAUGUGGAUAAGUCAUCAAGAAUUUAAAGAAGGAGGUAAAAGUCAAAUUGAACGCAAGUGCCCAUAAUAAAUUAUUACUUAUUAUUUUAUACAAUACAAUUUUAUACAUUUACUUGUACUUUUGUAGUAUGUAUUUUAUACUUUUUUUUAUAUAUAACACUGGAUGUCUCAUUUUACAAUUACAUUAUCCUUAAGAUAAACAAA